Messenger RNA from Phyllopteryx taeniolatus (common seadragon), 1097 nucleotides. It is a transcript of the gene timm17b, whose product is annotated as translocase of inner mitochondrial membrane 17 homolog B (yeast). The transcript is spliced from 6 exons. The record is from RefSeq and is a predicted model, not a curated record. Gene Ontology annotation, cellular component: TIM23 mitochondrial import inner membrane translocase complex; mitochondrial inner membrane. Gene Ontology annotation, molecular function: transmembrane protein transporter activity. The coding region runs from base 218 to 730 and encodes 170 amino acids. Lineage: Eukaryota; Metazoa; Chordata; Actinopteri; Syngnathiformes; Syngnathidae. Gene Ontology annotation, biological process: protein import into mitochondrial matrix.
CGACAGCGUUUUUGUCGCCAACCCCCUGUGGUUCUGCAGAGACAAUGGUUAUAUAUGGAAUAUACAUUUUCCUCUAUGGAAAAUGGACAGUAUGUAAGGGUUGUACUCCAAACCACUAGAUGGUACAUCAUCUUAAAAUAAAAAUAGGAAGCCGAAGAAGACAUUUCAACGACGACCAUAAGGACAUGACGUCACACAGUUAUCCACCACAACAAACAUGGAGGAGUAUGCUCGUGAACCUUGCCCUUGGAGGAUAGUGGAUGACUGCGGAGGUGCUUUCACCAUGGGUGCCAUUGGCGGAGGUGUGUUUCAGGCCAUCAAGGGCUUUCGAAAUGCCCCGGCGGGAGCUGCACACCGACUGAAAGGGAGUGGAAAUGCAGUGAAGUUAAGAGCGCCACAGAUUGGAGGUAGCUUUGCGGUAUGGGGAGGCCUCUUCUCCACCAUCGACUGCGGUUUAGUUCGCCUGAGAGGAAAAGAGGAUCCUUGGAACUCUAUAACAAGCGGUGCUCUGACAGGGGCCAUACUGGCUGCACGCAGUGGGCCAUUAACCAUGAUGGGCUCCGCCAUGAUGGGGGGAGUUCUGCUCGCUCUAAUUGAAGGUUUCGGAAUCCUCCUAACAAGAUACACAGCGCAGCAGUUUCAGAACCAAAUUCCCUUCACAGAGGAUCCCAGUCAGUUGCCUCCAAAGCAUGAAAACCAUGAGACGGCACCACAGAGUCACUUUCAGUAGCGCCGCAGAGGACGGCUGUCGGCACACUUGUCACUCUGUUCAUUCAGCCUGGCGCCACAUGAACUUUGCAGCAGGUACCACGAUGAUGAAGAGAUUGAGAGAGUGGCUCCUACUGGUGUGAAAAUCGAUUGACCGCAGAUGAAAAUGACCGUGAAUUGUCAUUAGGCAAGAUGGAAAUAUUUUGGGGUGAAUAGAGAUGGUAGAUAUUUACGCAAAUACUGUAUGUCGUGUUAACUUUUCUACCUCAGGUGGAAAUAAUUGUGAAUUGUAGUUCGAGAAGAUGCAAAUAUUUUUGGGUGAAUACAGGUGAUAUAUAUUUACACAAAUAUGCACUUUUGACAUUUAAUAAAUACAAUGUAUCAGGUCA